Molecule: messenger RNA, 1344 nt
Organism: Aspergillus lentulus
Lineage: Eukaryota; Fungi; Ascomycota; Eurotiomycetes; Eurotiales; Aspergillaceae
Product: basic helix-loop-helix domain-containing protein
Biological process (GO): regulation of transcription by RNA polymerase II
Molecular function (GO): RNA polymerase II cis-regulatory region sequence-specific DNA binding; DNA-binding transcription factor activity, RNA polymerase II-specific; protein dimerization activity
Source: RefSeq, a predicted model, not a curated record
AUGACUAUGAAAGAUCCCAACUCCCGUUCUGGGCAGAAUGACGCCCAACUCGGACCCUUUGGCUAUUCGUUUUUAUCGCCCAUGGACACCCCAUACGAACCUGCACCCGCGCCACCUCCGGGUCCUGCACUUCUUGAUGACAAUGAAUCAAACAUGCUGGAUAAUUUCUUCACUACGAUGAACUCGAGUCAUUUCACAGAUGAUUUCUGGCUGCGUAACCAGCCCAAUAAAUUCCUUGAUCCGGUUAAUUUCGAGUGGUCCACUGAACUGCCGCCUACGUUUGAAGGCUCUACUACUUCGCUCGGACAAUCGUCACUUUCCCAUCGAGGAAUAGAGAAACCUGGCAUCGUGCCGAAUAACCAGGGCGCGAACUCUGACAUACUUGCCGCGGCUUCCAUGCUCUAUCAGAACGGGAUGGCAGGGUCCGACAUCAACCCGGGAUUCGGACAGCAGCAAUUCCCAUCCAUGCCGGAGCUCAAUGUCAAUCACUCUAUUUCAAACGGUCACGGUAAGACUCAGCAGUCCAGCAACCACAUAUCUUCCAAACAGCCAAGCGCUUCCCAUACGCGUCUGCCUGUUGGCUUCCAUACCUCGGAGAUGCUAUUUGAUGUUCGGGAACCGAUUUCCCCCGAACAGCAAGCAUCAGCAAAGGUACGCCCACUCCACUGGGGCUCUGAUGUUAGUUUUAUGGACCAAGGUUACAUCGCGCCGCCUGAUCAGCCGAAUGAAGAAGAGCGAACAAAAGAGUUGCUUGGGAAUUUGGAGUGCCUUGAACCUCAAAGCAGCGCUGCGAAUACUCGAGCACCUAGCCCGGAGCGGACAGCAGGUGGUUACAACUCUCAUUGGGGAGAGUCCGGCGGGCCAGUUCCGCUCAACAGUCUACAAAGAGAAUACAACCACGCCCUAGAUGACUAUUCGCAACCCAAAAAAAGACAGAGGACUUCGAUCAAGCAAGAAGACGACGAGCAAUCCGAUGCAGAUAGCACGAGACCAAGAUCAAGACGGUCAAAGAGCUCGGCUAGUGGCAAACCAAGGCGAACAUCAAAUGACACAAUCCGAAAGCCCAAGCUGCAGCAAGGAGGAAAAGCUGCCCGUGAGAAUCUCUCAGAAGAGCAGAAGAGGAACAAUCACAUUCUGUCCGAACAAAAGCGCAGGAAUCUCAUUCGGCAAGGCUUUGAUGAUUUAUGUUCACUCGUGCCUGGGCUGAAAGGCGGGGGGUUUAGCAAAAGCGCAAUGCUCACGCAGGCUGCUGACUGGCUCGAGGAUAUUUUACGAGGGAACGAAAUUCUCAAGGCACAACUAGCAGAGCUGAAGACGAUGAACGGCUUAGUGAUGCCCCGAUGA